GAUAUUUGCAAUCGGGGUGGACGUGGGAGUCAGUGGUUUAGGACUCUAUGUGUUUGGCACUAUUUCGCUGAUUAUUUCCCACUAAAACUACUUAAAACACACGAUUUAGAUCCUGGUAACAAUUAUUUAUUUAUUGUUCACCCGCAUGGAGUGUUAAUUAUGUCAUGUAUUGGUAAUUUUGUCACACAAAGCACAGGAUUUUUGAACUUGUUUAAAGGCUUUAACAUCAGGGUAGUUACGCUUGACAUUAAUUUCUGGCUCCCUAUCCAUCGAGAUAUAUUUCUUUUCUUAGAAAAAUUCAUAAAACUACUAAUGUAUUAUUGCAUUUAUCGCACAUAUAGUGAGAGCAGCAAUCAAGUGGUGGCGCUGGUUGUUGGCGGGGGUCGCGAAUCACUGGACGCCAAACCAAACACAAUGAAUCUGUAUUUGAAAAACCGCAAAGGAUUUGUCAAAAUAGCCCUCACGACCGGCACAUCUCUGGUACCGGUGCUCACGUUUGGCGAGAAUGAGAUCUACGACCAGAUAGUGUUCCCAUCGGAGUCUCGUUUCCGGCGAUUCCAGGAAUGGCUAUUGAAUAGAUAUUAUUACACUUUACCUGUUCUUAAGUCAUACUUACCAAACAGACAUCCCGUUAUAACCGUGGUUGGAAAGCCUAUAUCUGUGGCCAAAGUAGAGAACCCGUCGUCCCAACAGAUCAAUGAACUCCACAACAAAUAUAUCGAUAAUUUGCGUCAAUUAUUCAAUGAAAACAAAGAUAAAUACGGAUUGAAUGAAUUGAAACUUAUUAUAAAUUAAUGUUUUUACCAUUGUUUUUUAAUUAGUGGUUUAUAAUAAAUAUAGUUUAUCUAAACAAAAACAACC
Messenger RNA from Medioppia subpectinata, 861 nucleotides. The record is from the annotation of a GenBank genome assembly. Lineage: Eukaryota; Metazoa; Arthropoda; Arachnida; Sarcoptiformes; Oppiidae.